Trachemys scripta elegans is the source of this 2541-nucleotide messenger RNA. RefSeq names its product cathepsin W-like. The record is from RefSeq and is a predicted model, not a curated record. Lineage: Eukaryota; Metazoa; Chordata; Testudines; Emydidae. Gene Ontology annotation, molecular function: cysteine-type endopeptidase activity. Gene Ontology annotation, cellular component: lysosome.
UCGGGCCUUGGGAUCUCAGGGGUUCAGUCCAGUCACAGCAGCCAGAGCAGUGUGGUCCCCGCCUGGGCGAGGGCCUGCUCCCUGCAGCUGGAGGGAGACGCCAUAACAACGUAACACAAUCUCCUGCACUACAACACUGCCACCCAACUGCACGUGACAACAACCACACAACACAACACUGCUACACAGCCCCUAAACAACAAAGCACUGCUACACAACUCUGCAUACCACAACCACGACAACACCAGAACCUACCACAGCACUACUACACAACAUAAACGAUCCUAUGCAACACACCAUGGGUACACAACAGUGCAACAUAACUACACACCACAACCAUCACAUAGUCCUGCUACAUAACUACACACCACAACACUAUUAUACACCAUAACACAAUAUACAACACUCCUGGGCCCAAUCCCGACCCACAGCCCCCUGCUCUCCCAGCCCCAGGCCCAAUCCCGACCCACAGCCCCCUGCUCUCCCAGCCCCGGGCCCAAUCCUGACCCACAGCCCUCUGCUCUCCCAGCCCUGGGCUCCCCACUCACUGGUGAAUCAGGCACCAUGUUUCCUGAAGUGACAGAGAUUUCAGACCUUUCACACUAAUGAUCCCUUUGCCUUCCCACACAGGCCCUGGGUCUGGGACCCUUAAAACACAACAACUGUUCAACUAAAUGAGCCCAACUGGGGGGCAGGAGGAGAGAUUGGGAGCCUGGGGAUAAAUGGAGUAUAAAGCUGAGGAGUUGUUGGGGUGGGAGCUGUGUGGUGGGAUGUAUGGGCAGUGGCAGUCAGGAGGAGCCCAGGGUUGAGCUAGCAGGGGGCUGCUUGUGUCAGGAUGAAGCACAGAGCCCGGUGGUGCUGGGUACAAUGAGCUGGGGGGGGGGGCCCUGCAGGGCUGAAAGCUGUCAGGUGAUUAGCUGCUUGGAAGCUCAGCGCCUGCACCUGUUCCAGGCCGUGAAGGGCGGGGGACUAGGUGGGAUGGACUCAAUGAUGUCUCCGAUCAGGUCCUGCCUCGCUAGCUAGACAGGCCACAGGGUGGGGAUUCAGUAGGGGGCAUAAGAACAUAACAGAAGAACGGCUGUACUGUGUCAGACCAAAGAUCCAUCCAGCCCAGUAUCCUGUCUGCUGAUAGUGGCCAAGAGGGGCACUCUCCCCUCACACUCAGUGCUGGCCCCAAUGCCCUAGUGCAGCCCUAUGGGGGUGCUGAGCUGCGGGGGGUUCAGUAGGGGGUGCUAUGUGCCUCACUUCUCCAGUGCAGUGUUACCUGGAGGUCACGGCUGAUCCUUUCCCCUGGACUCAGGGUGCGGACCCAGGCAUCCGGGCCGAAUUCCAGCAUGGCCAGGCCGACCCCAGACAGAGGUUCACUGUGCUGUGGCUUCCAUAAGCGUCUUGGCUCCCGAGGUCCCUGGAUUCUGAGGGACUCUUACCUCCCAUGGGGGGAGGGUGGUCACCAGGGGAUGGUGCCUCACAGUAAAUGUAGUAGAGCAGGUGAGCGAUGGGAAUGGACGGAACAAUGCCCCAUUGUCCCCAAAUCUGCCCCCCUCUGUGGUGCGGCCUCUAAGGGCACAGGGGCAGGUUUGAGGCUGCUUGGACGUCUGAAGCCAACCCCCACAUCUCGGAUUCCCUCCCCACAUACACACAUCUGCCCCCUGUCCCCAGAUCUCACACCUGCAGCUCCUCUGAUCUGUGGUUUCCGUCACUCUUCUGCCUGCCCCUCCCCAUAUAACCCUCCCCCCAGGAUGCCUAGGCAGGCACUGAGCUGCUACUGCCAUGGGGCCUGGAGUCCUGAGUCCCUGUCUCCUGCUGCUGUGGGUCUGGGCCUGGGCCCUCCCACCUGGCUCCGUCCUGCCCCUUGAACUCAGCAAGGCUGAAGUGACUCGAACGUUCAAGGAUUUUAUGAUUCAGUUCAACAGAACCUACAGGAGCCCCGCAGAGCAGCGCAGACGCUUCGGGCUCUUCACGCGGAGCCUGCUCGCGGCGCGGCGGCUGCAGGAGACGGAGCUGGGCACGGGGCAGUACGGGGUGACCCGCUUCAGCGACUGGACAGAUGAGGAGUUCCGGGGGAUGUUAGACCCCCCGCCCCACACCAUGCGCUAGGCCCCCCAGCUCCCGAGGAAGGAGCCACCCCCGUUCUGCAAUUGGAGGAAGGCGGGGGCUGUGACUGCCGUGAAGGACCAGGGCAAAAAGUGCCGCUCCUGCUGGGCCUUCGCUGCCGUUGCCAACAUCGAGUCCCUCUGGAACAUCCACUUCCACCAGCCCCGGAACCUCUCGGUGCAAGAGGUGUUGGACUGCAGCUGGUGCAGAGCGGGGUGCAAAGGGGGCUACGUGUGGGACGCCUUCACUACGGUGUUACACAAGGGUGGUCUGACCAGCGAGGAUGCCUACCCCUACACAGGGAGACAGGAGACAUGCCACAACCUCAAUGAGCCGGCUGCCUAUAUCCAGGGCUUCCAGACACUACCUGGAGAUGAAGUGGAAAUAGCUGCACAGGUCGCAAGCAAGGGCCCAAUCACAGUUACCCUGAACUCAGCUGUCAUGAAG